This is a messenger RNA of Ipomoea triloba (trilobed morning glory), 1022 nucleotides long. RefSeq lists its product as uncharacterized. The transcript is spliced from 5 exons. NCBI's taxonomy places the organism in Eukaryota, Viridiplantae, Streptophyta, Magnoliopsida, Solanales, Convolvulaceae. Gene Ontology annotation, molecular function: serine-type endopeptidase activity. The record is from RefSeq and is a predicted model, not a curated record. The coding region runs from base 88 to 705 and encodes 205 amino acids.
UUAAGAUUAGAACCCUGAAAGCCUAAAACCCGACUCCGGCGAGUACGACGAUAUUUGAGCUACGGCAAGAACGCAACCCAAUCGGCGAUGGUUUCCACAGCUACCUGGAUCCGUUACCUAGCGAACAAAGCCGAGUAUUCGUAUUAUCUCUGCUGGAAGAACUACAUUGCAGGACAUAUCACAGAGAAAGAAGCUGGUGAUGCCAUAUUUAAGCAUUUCUUUCAAGGAAAGUUAACAUUCUUGCACUUCAAUAAAGGAGAAGAAAUGGCACCAACAAUAGGAGCUCAGGGUGGAACCCUACUUGUGCGGAAGAUACCUAUGUCAAGUCCAAUGAAAGUUUUUGUAGGAGAUGUUGUAGUCCUUAAGAGCCCUGUUAAGUCUGAUAAUUUUCUGGUGCGGAGAUUGGCUGCCAUUGAAGGAUAUGAGAUGGCUUCCACUGAUGAAAAAGAUGAACCAUUUGUACUUGAAGAAGAUCAGUGCUGGGUAGUAGCUGACAAUGAAAACAUAAAGCCCAAGGAUGCAAAUGAUAGCCGGACAUUUGGCCCCGUUUGCACGGCUGAUAUAAUCGGUAGAGUUAUUUACUGUCUAAAAUCAGCUGUUGAUCAUGGCCCUGUUAACAACAGCAUUUUUAGCAUGCAGAAGGAUACACCUGUGCUUGAAGUCGAGCUGGAUGUGGAUGAGAUGGUAAAGAAUCACAAAGCAUAGACUGCCAAGAAAACGCGUAGAUCCUUUCAGUUCAAUCAUACCUUUCUCUGGUUUAUUCUGUGUGCCAGCAUGAUUUUUAUUUAUGCCGUGAGUAAUUAUCACAAGAAUAAGUCAUUUCCUGUGGGAUCGUAGCUAAUUUAUCAUUUUUCACCCAUCAAAAUACCCCUUUGUAGCUGUUAUUCUGUUAGUUUACCUUGCUUUCAGAUGGAAUCAUAGCAUGGAACUAACUGAAAAACGACUAAUGGUCAAGAGAUUAUGUUGUUGGUUAUAGACUAGUCUCCAAUUUAUUGCUUCCCCAUUGAGGGGUUUUUGGUGAA